This is a messenger RNA of Balaenoptera acutorostrata (minke whale), 4322 nucleotides long. It is a transcript of the gene ATG13, whose product is annotated as autophagy related 13. The record is from RefSeq and is a predicted model, not a curated record. Gene Ontology annotation, cellular component: Atg1/ULK1 kinase complex; phagophore assembly site; extrinsic component of membrane. The coding region runs from base 483 to 2138 and encodes 551 amino acids. Lineage: Eukaryota; Metazoa; Chordata; Mammalia; Artiodactyla; Balaenopteridae. The transcript has 19 exons. Gene Ontology annotation, biological process: mitophagy; autophagosome assembly; protein localization to phagophore assembly site.
UAGCCCUCUUCCUCCCCCCCGCCGUCACCGAAGCGGAUGAAAACAAACAGUGACGAUGGCGGCGCCGGGAAGCGACCGGCUGCUGGGCUGAAGGCAGGAGUGAUCACUUGAGCUGUGAGGGAAGCCCUGAAGAGCGUCUGUAGACGUGAGUGCGACAACUCGCGCAGUCUUGGGAACGAAACUCCCGGGGCCUGCGAGCCACGAGGCUCCUGAGGCGAGAGGUAUUAUCUGCGACCCGUGCUGUCAGUGCAGCUCCGGAGCGCGGAGCUCUCAGCCAGGAGGCGCAACUGGCCGGCCCCAGGCCCCGGCCUCCGUAAUGAGAGCCCCGAGCCACUCUCUGUGUUGCAGCUUCACAGGUGAGGGUGACUGUUGACUAGUGAAAAAAGGGACCCAAGGUUCACGACUCUCUUACUGGCAGUGGAAUGACCUGUGGAAACCUGCGAUCCAUUCUCAUUAAGUAAAUCUCUGGAUUCCUAUAGGCAAUGGAAACUGAUCUCAAUUCCCAGGACAGAAAGGACCUGGACAAGUUCAUUAAGUUUUUUGCCCUCAAGACUGUCCAAGUGAUUGUCCAGGCUCGACUGGGCGAGAAGAUUUGUACUCGUUCAUCUUCUUCCCCAACGGGUUCAGACUGGUUCAAUUUAGCAAUCAAAGACAUCCCAGAGGUUACACAUGAAGCAAAGAAGGCGCUGGCAGGGCAGUUGCCUGCCGUCGGGAGGUCUAUGUGUGUGGAGAUCUCACUCAAGACCUCUGAGGGAGAUUCCAUGGAGCUAGAAAUCUGGUGUCUGGAAAUGAAUGAAAAGUGUGAUAAAGAAAUCAAAGUUUCCUAUGCUGUGUACAACAGACUGUCGUUGCUACUGAAGUCUCUCCUUGCUAUAACUAGGGUGACACCAGCUUACAGACUCUCCAGGAAACAAGGGCAUGAAUAUGUCAUAUUGUACAGAAUAUAUUUUGGGGAAGUUCAGCUGAAUGGCUUAGGAGAAGGUUUCCAGACAGUUCGUGUUGGGACAGUGGGUACCCCUGUGGGCACCAUCACUCUUUCUUGUGCUUACAGAAUUAACUUGGCAUUCAUGUCCACCAGGCACUUUGAGAGGACCCCACCUAUCAUGGGGAUUAUUAUUGAUCACUUUGUGGACCGUCCCUAUCCCAGCUCCUCACCCAUGCAUCCCUGCAAUUACAGAACCGCUGGUGAGGACACUGGAGUAACAUAUCCUUCUGUGGAAGAUUCUCAAGAAGUGUGUACCACCUCUUUUUCCACCUCCCCUCCAUCCCAGUGUGUGUUUACUGUCACAAAGGCACAUUUUCAGACCCCUACUCCUGUGGUGACGGACACUCUGAGGGUCCCCAUGGCAGGACUGGCCUUUUCCCAUCAACUCUCAAGCUCUCGCCUUUCCUGUCAGCCUGCUGCCCUGGGCGUUGGAUCAGCUGACCUGGCUUGUCCAGCAGUGUUUGCUGCCGGCUUAAACACCACACACCCUUACCAGCUAAUGGUUCCUGGGAAGGAAGGUGGGGUACCCCUUGCUCCCAACCAGCCUGCCCACGGUGCCCAGGCUGGUGACCAGGAGAGACUGGCAACCUACACCCCUUCUGAUGGGGCCCACUGUGCUGCCACACCUUCCAGCAGUGAGGAUACUGAAACUGUGUCAAACAGCAGUGAGGGACGGGCCUCCCCCCAUGAUGUCUUGGAGACCAUCUUUGUCCGGAAAGUGGGGGCUUUUGUCAACAAACCCAUCAACCAGGUGACCCUGACCAGUUUGGACAUACCCUUUGCCAUGUUUGCUCCCAAGAAUUUGGAGCUGGAGGAUGUGGAUCCCAUGGUGAAUCCUCCAGAUUCCCCAGAGACUACAUCUCCUCUUCAGGGCAGCCUGCACUCUGAUGGCUCCAGCGGGGGCAGCAGUGGCAAUACCCAGGACGACUUUGUCAUGAUCGACUUCAAACCAGCUUUUUCUAAAGACGACAUUCUUCCGAUGGACUUGGGGACCUUCUAUCGUGAAUUUCAGAACCCCCCUCAGCUGAGCAGCCUCUCCAUAGAUAUCGGGGCACAGUCCAUGGCUGAGGACUUGGACUCACUACCAGAGAAGCUGGCUGUGCACGAGAAGAAUGUCCGAGAAUUUGAUGCCUUUGUAGAAACCCUGCAGUAAAAGUUGGUGUCCUCGAGUUACCAGCAGCAUCCCCUUUUUGUGGUCCCAGGAGACAGAGAGCCUCCCACUCGUCAGCUGCUCCCAUCCCUUGUCCCGCUUCAAGCCAGGUGGAGGGGAGGCUGGUUCCCCCACGGGGACCCGAAAGUCCCUGCUCUUGCACUCCUGGAGACUCACGGCAGCAAUGAAGGCCAGUGAUAGCAUUUGAGAGGACUCACCCUCUGACCUCCCUCUGCAGGGCCCUCUGCUUAUACCGCCCUCAGCAGCUGCUUCACAAAGGCUGUCAUCCCACUCCUCCUGCCGGCCCCCUGCCCCGGGUUUGCCCAGCAGCUGGCCCCUCGUCUGCCUGCCGUUGCCAUCCACCAUUCGACAUUCCAGCUGGUAGCCCAGAGACUGGUGUGGAGGCAGAAAGAGGAAGGAGACAGUGCCAGGAGGAGGAAGGAAGGAAGCUCUCCUUCAGGGUCUUUCUCCUUUAGUUCUGGUAUCUUCUUCCUCUCUCUCUCUCCCUCCCUCUCUCUGCCCCGUGCCUGUAUUUUUGGCAGUAUGGCAGGCUUCCUGCCCAAGGUGAUGAGAACCCUAGAGUCAGCCAUUCCCACCCUUGAAGGCUGUGCCAGCGCAUCCGAGCAGCCCUGGCGGCUGCCUGUGCUCAGCUCCAUGGAAACAGAAGCCUCCCUCUCUAGGACUCUGUCACUGGAGUCACAGCAAAGGUUCUCUUUCCUCUCCCUUCCCCUGUCAUUGCUCCUUGGUUAUAGAACCCAGUAAAUAUUUAUUACUUUCAGAGAAAUCAGAUAUUUUGUAGAGAAAACAUGUUUGAGGUUAGACGUUUUCACUUGGGGAAGGUUGGAGGGCCUCUUCCUGGGGCAGCGCCUCCUCCUGUAGCGGUUCCUCGGAUUCAGGUUGCUGCCCUGAGGAUUUCCCUUCCCAUGUGUAUAAGGUGGGAUCCAAGAAUAGGGCUGGCUGAGGGCAGCAGAACCUCCCAGAAUUGCUGCAUUUGAACUGACAUCACGCUCUGCCUUGGACAUGUACAUAUUCCUGGUGAGAACUUUGAAUCUCCCAGCUUCUCCAGAGAGACUGACUCUGUUCUGGCAGCCCAGGAAGUCUUGGGUGCGAAAUGUGAUGACUCCCCAGAGCUGUGGUACAUGUAGUGCCCGAGGGGCACUGUGGCCCCGGGGAAGGCCAGACAGGCCCCUCCUCCUGGGGCAUUUGUUCCUGGUUCUCAGGGCUGGGUUACAGGCCUUUUCCUUCUUCCACCUAGGCCUAACCACCACCUUUCUUUAACCCCAGGAUCUGUACACUGCCCUGGGGUUUAUUAGUUGGAUUGGUUCCUUGUUGAGAAACCAAAGCUGGGCAUUCAGGUAUUGUUACUUGAGUUAAGUCAAGGGCCCAGCCUCACCCACUGACCAUCUGUUCCUCCCCGCCUAACUGAUAGGCCCAACCCCACUCCUCUGGCCCACCUGGGGUAUUCAUUGGCAGCAGCUGUUCUGCAGCAGAGCAGGUGGCCCUCAAUUGCUUGUUAGCAAGUGCACGUGGCAUUGUUUUCACCUACCAGGCUGAUCUCUGAGGGCUGGGGUCAGCUCUGAUGCUGCCUCAGUUGGGCUGAGCCCUGCCCCUGUGCACACAUUCUCCUGCCUAAAAAAGUGUUUCCAGUAGUGGCGUCCAGCUGGCCGUCCUGUCACUGGGCCAGAGCACACCUGUGGCCUGCUAAACCAAUCCAGGCUUAACCCCCAGGCCCCAGCACUGAGAUGGGCGAAGGCCCCGGUAAGUUACUGAUUGCCCCCCACUCCCCAACCUCAUCCCAGUAUCUCAGCCGCUGCCCUCUUCCAAGGCCAAACAUGGAAAGGCCUGUUAGCCGUUUGCCUCUUUGACUCCUAAUUGUUGGCCUCUGCAGGCAGCAGCCUUUCUUCAGGACCCCAUCAGUGAGAGGCCAGGGAGGCUGAGCCCUGACUUUGAGCUGAGCCUGGGAGGAGCAGAGCAACUGUCAAGGCCGGCCCUUGUCCCUCAGCCCUGUACAAUGAAAGGUAUGAGCCCUAGACGGACCUGCACAGCACCCCCGGGACAGGGCUGGGACCAGUCGUGUCUCCAGGUGGGAGAGCCCCUCCCGCUCCUCCAGCCUACUUUAUUUGGAAAUAUUGAGCUAUACUUUAAAAUGUAUUCAAGAGAUUUCCAAUAAACUUUUUCUGUACUUUA